Talaromyces proteolyticus is the source of this 3022-nucleotide messenger RNA. RefSeq names its product putative vacuolar protein sorting protein. The coding region runs from base 65 to 2926 and encodes 953 amino acids. Gene Ontology annotation, biological process: vesicle-mediated transport; vacuole organization; organelle fusion. The record is from RefSeq and is a predicted model, not a curated record. Gene Ontology annotation, cellular component: endosome; HOPS complex. NCBI's taxonomy places the organism in Eukaryota, Fungi, Ascomycota, Eurotiomycetes, Eurotiales, Trichocomaceae. Gene Ontology annotation, molecular function: protein-macromolecule adaptor activity; protein binding. The transcript is spliced from 9 exons.
GUUAUCUUGACCUCCCCCCCGCGCGCAUCAAAUACUGUCGGCCCAUGGCGUCUGUUCAGGGCAAAUGGCUUUCACUCCAGGAAAAGCAUUCAACUUCUUCGAGGUUUCACAAGUCCAACUUCCGGCGGAUAGCUCGCCAGCAUGGAGCAAUGAUGUUACGUGCAUAUGUACGGGCUCCGAUAACUUGUUCAUCGGAAAUAACGAUGGGAUUGUGCACAUUGUCUCCCUAGCUUUCAAAGUUGUUCGGUCAUUCAAGGCUUACGACGCUGGAGUAAUCCGGCACAUGAAACAGAUUGAAGGCACAUCACUUUUAGUUACGAUCGCAGAAGACUUGCCUAGCGAGCCGAUCCUCAAGGUCUGGGCUCUUGAUAAGAUUGAAAAAAAGAAUGGGUCACCCCGUUGCCUUUCGUCGCUGUCUGUCCAGAACGGUAGACGGCCAUUCCCAGUAUCAACAUUUACAGCGCUGGAAGAUCUAUCUCAAAUUGCUGUAGGCUUUGCGAAUGGUUCAGUUGCUAUAAUUCGAGGCGACUUGAUAAACGAUCGCGGAACGCGACAGCGUAUUGUGUUCGAAUCGGAGGAGCCGAUAACUGGCUUGGAAAUUCAAAGCGGGCACACCACUACCUCUCUUUAUAUCGCUACUACAAACCGUAUUCUCACUUUCACUAUCGCUGGCCGGGGUCAGGGCCAGCCUGCACGAGUACUUGAAGAUGCAGGUUGUGCCGUAGACUGCAUGACUGUUGACGAAGAAACAGGCGACAUUCUAGUUGCAAGAGAGGAUGCGAUAUAUAUCUACGGACCCCGCGGGCGGGGUCCCAGUUAUGCCUUUGACAGCCCGAAAACGUCUCUGGGUCUUUUCAAGGGCUAUGUAGCUUUAGUAUGCCCUCCGAAGACCACGUCUAAAUUAGAAUCCUUGAGAAAAUGGGGUAUGGGCCAAGCGGAUGAUUUUCUCAACACCUCAACAUUUACUCUCCUCGAUACGGAUUUGAAUUUUAUUGCCCACUCAGAAGCCGUAAUAUCAACUGUGAAAAGCGUUUUCGCAAUAUGGGGAGAUCUUUUCUUGAUAACUAUAGAUGGAAAAAUUACUCGCUACCAUGAGAAAAGCUUACAGCAAAAACUUGAGAUUCUAUAUCAAAGAAAUCUUUACAUUCUGGCUAUCAAUCUUGCCCAGAAAGCUGGCGUUGAUGCUUUUCAGCAGAACGUGAUAUUUCGCAAAUACGGUGACUAUUUGUACCAGAAAGGAGACUAUGAUACAGCCAUGCAGCAAUAUUUGAGAGCAAUAGACAAUACCGAACCCUCUCAAGUCAUUCGCAAGUUCCUAGAUACUCAGCGAAUCCAUAAUCUUAUUGAAUAUUUGGAAGAACUCCAUGACCACGAAAGAGCAACGGCUGACCAUACGACGCUAUUACUCAAUUGCUAUGCAAAAUUGAAAGACACGUCGAAACUAGAUUCUUUUAUCAAAGCUCCAGGAGAGCUAAAAUUUGACCUUGAAACCGCUAUUGCCAUGUGUCGACAAGGCGGCUACUAUGAACAGGCAGCGUAUCUAGCUACGAAACAUGGUGAAAACGAUAUGGUUGUUGACAUACUCAUCGAGGAUUCGCAAAAAUAUGCUGAGGCUCUAGAAUUCAUCUCUCGCCUAGAUGCUGAAGUAGCCUACCCCAAUUUGAUGAAAUACGCUCGAGUCUUGCUUGGACACUGUGCGCGAGAAACAACCGAACUUUUCAUAUCGUUUUACACUGGGAAGUACCGCCCAAGAAAGGACGUCAUUCAUCCUAUAGAAACACAGGCACAGUCAUCAAGCACGGUACGAAAUUUAGCCGCCUUGAUUCCUCUGCCCUAUGUGGGUACGAAUACAAACACCAAGUCUCAGCCUUCCGAACCCCAGCUUUCAAACGAGACCGAUGAUGUCGAUGAGACCCCAGUAUACAAUAUCCCGAAGCCUCGGACAGCUUUCUCCUCAUUUGUCGAUCACCCUGCCGAGUUUAUCACCUUCUUAGAGGCUCUUAUUACUCAGAAGUCAUGGAAAGAAUCCGACAAAAUCGAUCUUUACACCACGCUAUUCGAAAUGUAUCUAGACAAUGCAAAGAAGACGAAAGAUGCUGGAGAAAAGCAAGACUGGGAAAACAAGGCAAAGACACUGAUCGAGGGCAAAGAUAUCCCCAUAUCAACCUCAAAUGUUUUGCUUCUGUCGAAUCUGUCGGACUUCAGCGAAGGAGUUACAUUGGUCAAGGAGCAAGCAGGUCUCCGAUCUGAUAUAUUCCGUUCCUACACUGCGGCGAAAGAUACUCAAGGUGUGAUCAAAGCGUUACGGAAAUACGGACCAGCGGAACCCCAGCUUUAUGUGGAUGCGCUCGCAUAUUUCGCAUCUAGUCCCAAGAUCCUGGCAGAAGCUAGUGAUGAGCUGGAUGCAGUUCUUAAGAAAAUCGAUGAUGAUAGGUUAAUGGCACCACUACAAGUCAUUCAAGCCCUAAGUAACAAUGCUGUUGUAACUAUGGGCAUGAUCAAGAGGUAUCUCAGCGCAAACAUCGAAAGAGAAAGAAAAGAAAUCUCAACGAAUCGCCGUCUCAUUUCCAGCUACACGACCGAGACAGAAGCUAAAAGAUAUGAGCUCGAACAACUCGGCUCAAAGCCAGUUGUCUUCCAGGCUCGUAACUGCCAAUCCUGCAACAGGACACUCGAUUUACCUACCGUCCACUUCCUCUGCAAACACUCCUUCCAUCAACGCUGCCUCAAUCUUACUGGUGAAGAUGCAGAAUGUCCCGUGUGUGCGCCACAAAAUGCAACUGUCAAGGCUAUUCGUCGGCGCCAAGUCGAAUCCGCGGAUCAACAUGACCUCUUUCUUAACGAACUGCAACGUAGUAGAGAUCGGUUUGGAACGGUGAGUGAGUUUUUCGGUAGAGGUGUUAUGCAGUCGCAGAAGAGUGAGUAGCUAAGAUGAAACUUAACUCGAGUGGAUAUUUAAUGGGUGCCUGAAUGUGUGUAAAUAUAGUGCUAAUGUUGAAUAAUGAAAUACCAGUUGAUCUCC